Uloborus diversus is the source of this 3572-nucleotide messenger RNA. RefSeq names its product slit homolog 1 protein-like. Gene Ontology annotation, biological process: signal transduction. Bases 1 to 2838 code for a protein of 945 amino acids. Lineage: Eukaryota; Metazoa; Arthropoda; Arachnida; Araneae; Uloboridae. The record is from RefSeq and is a predicted model, not a curated record. Gene Ontology annotation, molecular function: protein binding. The transcript is spliced from 7 exons.
AUGAGGACGACGAAUUUGUUCAAGUUAUUGAUUCUAGUAUCUAUUUUUACAUUUUCUGGAGCAUAUAUUUGCCUCAAGUAUCCAAUAUGCAGUUGUAGCAAGAGGACCAUCACCAAAGUCACAUGCAGCGGGGUGAGGAAAGCUUCUCUGGUGCUGCCAGCUUUGGACAAAUACGAUCAUAUUGACAAGUUUCAAAUGUCGGGAUCCUUGACGAACUUGACCAGUGGCGUUUUCAACGGAAGAUCUAUUGCUAGUUUGGUAAUUUAUGGACCUCUCCAGACUGUUGCCGAGGAUGCCCUGAUGGACAUCAAGGGACUGGAAGUGGUUAGACUCACGUUCACCGGACUCGUCUCGAUUCCUCAAGCAGUGACGCUGGAGAGUCUCAAGAAUCUAUCCAUAAGUCACGGGAACAUAACUGAAAUCGGUACUGAACUUCAAGGCAUGUCGGCAGUGAUGAAUCUGGUUUUGGACUUCAAUAAAAUUAGCCGCAUUUCCACAGCAGCUUUCAACGGGCUGCAGUAUCUCGAAAUUCUGAACUUGUCUUUCAAUGACCUCAGUCACUUAGGGCCGGAGUUGUUCACGCCUUUGAAGAAUUUGAGAAUCAUAGACCUGAGCAAUAAUCAGCUGGUGUCGAUUAGUGGAUGCUUGAAAUCUGUUUCUCCUCAAGUAAUAAAUUUAUACAACAACAGCUUGACCAACAUCGACAAUGUUUUCCAUUCUGGAAUGUGGUCCGUGCGGGAGCUCAACUUGGGCGCCAAUCCAUCCCUCAACCUCACCGGAGCACUCUUCAAGGGCCUCAUGAAGUCUCUGUCUAUUCUAACGUUGCAGGAUAAUCAUUUCCAGUCCGUGGACCCGCAACUUCUGAAGUAUUUUCCUCAGCUCCUCGAGCUGCGGUUCAGCGGCAACGAUCUCGAUCACAUACCAGGCGAAUUUUUCAGUUACACCUCAAAUCUGAAUACAGUCGAACUGAGCGACAACAGCCUGACUUCCACAGAUGAACUGUUCGUCCUCAACAGGAUGAGACUCAGGAGGAUUAAGCUCGACGGCAACAGGCUGUCUUCCAUCAAAGGUGGAAUUUCGUCUGAAACAAUCAUAAGACUGGAUAUGAGUAGGAACGCGAUCUCAGAGCUCAGGAGCGGAGAUUUGAAGCAUCUGUCAUUUCUCACUGAAAUCAACCUGUCGAGUAAUCCGAUAGAGGUGAUCGAUUCGGACGUGCUCAAACUUAACCAUAAACUGAAUAUCGUCGAUCUUUCGAACACGAGGCUGAAGGAACUGAACAGGUCGUUGCUUCAUAUUACCAGCUUGUCUCAACUUAGGGUGCAGUCGUCAGAACUGCAGCGCAUUGACGAAGAAGAACUCGCGGGGCUCCGAUUUUUGAAGUCUGUUCACCUGAGCAAUAACAGCUUGAGCACAAUUUAUGGUGCGUUUCGGUUCGUUCCAGCCAUUGUCUUUUUGGAUGUAUCGUCGAAUAACUUGACGACUUUGACAGCCGAUUCUUUUCCAGUGUACAGAGGAGCAACAGUCCAUUUGCGAAAUCUGCAAAUGGCAGGCAACCCAUGGAUUUGCGACUGCAGACUGUCUUGGAUUCCUUAUUGGUUGGAAAAGCGUGGAGAAUUACUUGACGAACCUGUAUGCGAAUCGCCAGCCCACUUGAAUGGAAGGAAUAUCAGUUCUUUAAAUCAAACUGAGCUGGAUUUGUGGCUGGAUGACUGCCCGGAGAAUUGUGACUGUUUAUGCUCGCCUAUCGGAGAGGACGUGUCCAUAGCUGUAAAUUGUUCGAACAGAAACGUAGUCCAGUUUCCGAGUCGAUUUCCUGCCAAAGUCAAGGAAAUGGACUUCUCCAACAACAAAAUUGAGCAGAUUGAUGGGUUAGGGAGCUAUUAUAAAGAACUCCGCAAGCUGAAUUUAGAAGACAACAAAUUGUUUAAGUUAAGUUCGAAUUUGCCUUCUUUGGUGGAGGAGUUACUGCUGGCUAGGAAUUCCCUCCGAUUGUUUCCUUAUGCUUAUUGGGAGGAAAAUUCUAUAAAUGUGACCACUUUGUCUGGAAAUCCGUGGAUUUGCGACUGUAAUCACGGGUGGAAGUUCAGAGAAUGGUUGAUUGCUCAUAAUGAUUCGGUCCUUGAUUUGCAAAACAUACGCUGCGGCUCCCAGGAGGGUUUCUUCAUAAGAAAUCAAGUGAUCAUUUAUUUGGAACGAAAGGAUUUCUGUUCUCCCCUUACUCCAUUACAUAUAGCAGUAAUCACAGUGUUUUGCGUUAUCACGUUAACCCUCCUCCUGUUGUGUGUGUGCCUCAGAAAAGGAAUUGCUGCCCUGUUCUAUUCCUGCGGAUGCACUUUUCUCAAAAACCAAAAUAAAUUCCAAGAUCCGUAUGAUGUUUUCCUCUUGUAUGCUGAUGAGGACGAGGAAAUAGCCCUCUCCGAAUUAGCGGAAGGUCUUGAAAGUGGAAAUGACAAAUUCAACGUUUGCAUUCCUUGUCGUAAUAUUCCAGAACCAAGAACUAUAGAAAGAAUAUCUGCCUUCACUGCACAAUCCAGCAAGAUUAUAGUUCUUCUGACAAGGAGCUUUCUGGCAGAUGGUACAAGCCUUCGCCUCCUUCGAUCGGCCAUGUCAUUCUCCUUGGAGGACACUUCACGCCAAGUAAUCUUUGUGACGCAUGGAAAGUUGCCUUCUUUCUCCAGCUUGGAUCCCUCUCUUUUGAAAAUCCUGAAAACCAGCGAUCGUCUGCGUUGGGGAAGCUUCCUGUUUUGGCCGAGGCUGGUGUAUCGACUACCACGAAAAUAUACCCCUCCCGAUGAAGCAGAUCCUUCCACUGUCAGGCUGCUGGAUGACUUGAACUAAGCUAAGUUAUCAUUUAUCCAGCGAGCAACUGCCGUACACCAUUCCAAAAACAGACUACAUGCAAAACCAUUAGUCAAUUAAAAUUUCUAGUUCAUUGUACAUCGCAGAAAACUAACUUAAUUGGUUAAGUCUUUUGCUGGUUGUCGGUUGCUGAACGAGUCCUAACUUAGCUUCAUUUCUUACAUCGUUGAAGAAAAGGAAGAAAAAGAAGUCCACCUAGGACUAAACCAGCUUAGUUUUCUUCAAUGCUACCGGAAUUAUAUCUUGGGGCUGGAGUGAUUCUUGUAUGCAUGUGAGGAUUGGCAAGCUUGGCUAGUUGCCAUAGCUUCUAAGGAGAUCGUGGCUGAUACUAGCACAUUAUGCUAGUAGUAAUUUUGCUCUAGAAAUCAGCUAAAAUAUUAAAAUAAAUAAAUAUAAAAAAAACCACUUAAUACUAACGAAAAUUCAAGGCGCUCGCACCCGCAAAAGUAGCGGCGUUUUAAAGUUCGCGGAUAAUCAAAAGUUGCAAAAAUUAAAACCAAAUACUGAUAAAAUUCACGUGUUUACUGUAGUAUCGUUACAUCAUUAUUCUCAAAAUUAAGAUCAAACAAUACGGCUUUCUAAUCCUUUUUCUAUUAAGGAAAAACAAAUAAUAAUAAACUUGAAUUUUUGACAUCUUGAAUUAAAAUUAUGUUUAUCGCAAUUAUGAGUUGCAGUAGGACUCUACUCGUUGGGUCUUGUGUGUGUAGUGUUUU